This is a messenger RNA of Colletotrichum higginsianum IMI 349063, 1341 nucleotides long. Its product is annotated as 3-hydroxymethyl-3-methylglutaryl-coenzyme a lyase. The coding region runs from base 1 to 1341 and encodes 446 amino acids. Gene Ontology annotation, biological process: DNA-templated transcription. Lineage: Eukaryota; Fungi; Ascomycota; Sordariomycetes; Glomerellales; Glomerellaceae. Gene Ontology annotation, molecular function: DNA binding; zinc ion binding. Gene Ontology annotation, cellular component: nucleus. The record is from RefSeq and is a predicted model, not a curated record. The transcript has 3 exons.
AUGGCCUUAGAAGACAUGCCCGGUCUCGAGGUCGCGCAAGCCACGAACAUCCUCGCAAUCAUCGACUUCACCUCCGGUCGAACCAGUUCCGGAUGGCUGAAAAUAGGCCUCGCCGUCCGCGUAGCUCAAGACCUCCAACUCAUGAAGGAGCCGAGCGAGUCGCUGCCCCCCGUGGAGCAGGAGGAGAGGAGGCGGUGUUUCUGGUCCGUCUACCUACUAGACAAGCUCGUGUCUCUCGGUCGGGACCGGCACCUCGCCAUCCUAGACGAGAGCUGCCACGUACAGCUGCCAUGUGACGAGCCAAUGUUCCGCUCUGGCUGCUACGGCCGCGGCGAGCCCGUGACGCUGCACCAGCUGCUCGACUGGAAGACGGACAACUCCGUCGUCCAGGACGGCUUCCGGCUGGCAAUGAUGGCCGGUGCUAUCCUGGGCCGGUGCACCCGGACCCUCUUCCAGGACCUCGGAGCCGAGGCAACGCCGCUGUGGGACUCGCGAUCCGAGUUCGCAUCUAUAGUCUCUCUGCUCCUCCUCUUCGAGUCCCGUCUCCAGCUGGACGGUCACCCCAUCGAACAAGUAGUGGCCGCGAACCGGGUCGGCACAGGAGAUGUGGAUCACCAGGUCGUCGGCCAUGUCGUUUUCGCUCGCACAGUCUACCACUCUUGCUUCUGUCUGCUGUACCAUCCCUUCCUUCUGCAUAAACAGUUGCAGAGACUCGACUGCCGGCCGCCCCCGAGCUUCCUUCAACUCGCCUCCCGGACAAGCUACGACCACGCUCGGAGCAUCGUCGGCCUGUUGCAUGACGCCGAGGCUGCGGGUUGCCACCUCGGGGCCUCUUUCUAUGCGUACUCGGCGUGCCUGGCCGGAAGCACUCUCUCGCUCCACAUGCACGCCGAGGAGCGCACCGGUGGCGAGCGUUCCGCCGAGAUGUUGGGAGCCACUCAGGAGAGCAUCACGAUGCUCGACAAAAUGGGUCGGUUCUGGGACCACGCGUCCAAAAUGCACCAUCAGCUGGUGUCCUUUAAUGCCAACGCCCACCUUCUCACCUCCCUGCUCGAGCCACCACCGCAAGCAGCGUCGAGUAUCGGCCCUGAGUGGGAGGCGGUGCUGUGGUCCAUGGUCGAUUACGGCGCAAUGUGUCGCGAAUCAACCUUGGCCAUCCCCGGUCCGACUCUUCCCGUGACGUCGGAACCACCGCUAUUCUCGGCCUUUAAUCUAGACACGGACGGGGGGCUUGAAGCGGGUCCCGGUGCGAAUCGAAUGCCAGAGGCUGACGAAGCCCUGAUGAGCUUUGACACUCCGAGCAUUACGUAUCUGCUUGAACUGGCGUCUGGAGGUGGCUGA